Messenger RNA from Dama dama (fallow deer), 4034 nucleotides. RefSeq lists its product as uncharacterized. The coding region runs from base 323 to 955 and encodes 210 amino acids. NCBI's taxonomy places the organism in Eukaryota, Metazoa, Chordata, Mammalia, Artiodactyla, Cervidae. The transcript has 5 exons. The record is from RefSeq and is a predicted model, not a curated record.
UCCAGGCUCCCCGGGCCGCGACCUGAAACCGUGGCCUCUGAGAGUCGAUCAGUAGUAGGGCAGAAGAGAGCGCCAGAGGCCAGCGGCUCUGGACCGAGCAACUCUAGUCGUGGGGACGGGCGGCCGAACGGAAUGAGGCUUGGGAGAGGCUGGUCUGAGUGACAGGCUGGGGGCGUGGCCUGUGAGACCCGGAAGCGUGCCAGGCGUGAGUUGGGGUGCCCGGCCUUGGGCGACUAGCAGUAUACCCAGCACUCCGACCUGUGGUCCCGCAGGUCCAAGUGUGCGGCCGCGCGUCUGGGUGGGGCAGCGGCGCGGGCGGGCCAUGCCUGGGGACUCCCAGUCGCUGUGGGAACUGGUGGAAGAGCACGUUCCGCUCCCGGAGCGGCCCGAAGUGAAGAGGAUUCUAGGGGAGACGACAGCGGAUCUGAGCCUGGAGCUACGGGCAGAGGUGGGGCGUAGGAAGAAACAGGAGCCAAUGUGGAAAUCCAGUGCUGACCUCUCUGUGGCCCAGAGGAACUGGCAUGACGCGGGGCAUGACUCCAGACACUGCCCUGACCAUCGGGCUGAGCCCUCUGUCACUCAGAGACAGCCCCGACUCUUCUCUGUGGACGGACCAUUACGCCUGCUUCUGGAACAUGCAUUCACACCACAUAUCCUGAGCACUCCAAGCACCUCGGCUAUGAGGGCUAGAGACACGAGUUCAGUGAGGCUGUCAGAGACCAAUGCCAAGACAGUGGAAGAGGCAGGGGAUGCGUCAGUGUCGCCCGGAGCUGGCAGAGGUGUGAAUGAGUGGAGACGCACGCACUCCAUUACAAGUGUUCACCCCAGGAUGGCGGCGGCUCAGGGACCUGUGGACCCCUCCUCCCCAGAACAGAGAGUGGCGCUGUGCCCAGCGAGGCCACCGAGGAGGACCACAGCCGCCAGCGGGGCACCUGGGGCAGCCGGAUCGACUUGAUGAGAAGCGUGGGCUAUGUCGUGGGCCUGGGCAGUGUCUGCUGCUUCCCAUACCUCUGCUAUUGCAAUGGGGGAGGUACCCAGUGGGCACAGGGCAGGGACCACCCACAUGGAUAGAGCCCAGCCACCAGGGCCCAGCCAGCCCCUUCCGGCACAGACCCCACUCCAGACAGGCUGGCCUUUGGCCCUAAUCUCCUUUGCCCCCACCCCUGGCUUAGGGGUGAUCAGCCUGGCAGCCUGAGCCCUCAGGGAGAAAGCAACCCAACCUCCCAAGUCUCAGUUUUAUACCCCCUACAUUUCACCAGCCAACCCCAAAAUGAUUUGGGGAUAUCUGAGGACCCUAUCAGCUAAUGUGUGUGAAAUUGCUUGGUUAAGUCAUCAAUUCCCACCCAAACAUGGUGGCUCUGGGACCUGGGUCCAGCUCAGAGCAGAUUUCCUGGGAACCCCUGUCACGUUCAAAUAUGCCAUGAGCAGUGUGCCUCAGACUGAGGCUCUAGUCCAGGGCAUGGCACACCCUCCUGGAAGCCCAGUCAAUUGCAAAGGUUCUGCUGUCGGGUUCUGAGCAGGAAGAGGGUGGGAUCCCCCAAAGUCAGCCCUGAGCCAGCCCUCUCCCUGCCCACCAGGAGACUGCAUGAUCCCCUUCUUCAUCAUUCCCAUCUUCUGCCGGAUGCCCCUCUUCUUCAUGGAACUCACCUUAGGCCAGUUUGCAAGUCAGGGCUGCCUGGGGUUCUGGAGGAUCAGCCCCAUGUUCAAAGGUGAGGCCCGGAUGUGAUACACACACACACAUACAAGGGCCUCUGGGGGCCAUGCUGACUCACUCAUCUGUAUAAAGACUGCCAACCCCUAUGGAACCCAGGUGUUGACCGGAGGCCCACAUCAAUGGCCAAGGCCAGGGACCCAUGCUGGGAUCCAUUGUUUACUUGGCCUCCACCCUCUCCUCCUACCACAGGCAUACACAAAGCCCUUAGCCCUCUCCCCCACUCAGCCUCUAGCUUGCUCCUGCCAAGGUUUUGGUCUGCCCCCUUCUGUGGCCCUCCACGAAAGCCUGCCCCUUAGCCCCUUCAAAAUUAGCUUCGCAUCUUCAGCUAGGUGUGAGGCUGCUCCUGCCCUUCCCCUCCCCUAGGUGUGGGCUACUGCAUGAUGCUGGUGUCCACAUACAUCGGAAUCUACUAUAACAUGGUCGUCUGCAUCGCCUUCUACUACUACUUCUCAUCCAUGACGUUCUGGACCUACUGUAGUAACCCUUGGAACAUGCCCAGCUGUGUGAGCGUGCAGGAUGACCCCAAAUCACCGAAACCCCUACUGUAAUAACCCUUGGAACAUGCCCAGCUGUGUGAGCACCCUGGGUGACCCCGAAUCACCAAUACCCUACUGCAAUAGCCCUUGGAGCACGCCCGGCUGCGAGAGUGCACUGGAUGACCCCAAAUCACCGAGACCCCUACUGCAAUAACCCUUGGAGCAUGCCCAACUGUGUGAGCACACUGGGUGACCCCAAAUCACCGAGAUGCUUACUGCAAUAACCCUGGAGCACGCCCGGCUGCGUGAGCGUGCUGGGUGACCCCAAAUCACCGAGAUGCCUACUGCAAUAACCCGUGGAACACACCCGGCUGCGUGAGCGCGCUGGGUGACCCCAAAUCACCGAGAUCCCUACUGCAAUAACCCUGGAGCACGCCCGGCUGUGUGAGCGUGCUGGAUGACCCAAAUCACCGAGAGCUCUACUGCAAUAACCCUUGGAGCACGCCCGGCUGUGUGAGUGUGCUGGAUGACCCAAAUCACCGAGAGCUCUACUGCAAUAACCCUUGGAGCAGGCCCAGCUGUGUGAGUGUGCUGGAUGACCCAAAUCACCGAGAGCUCUACUGCAAUAACCCUUGGAGCAGGCCCAGCUGCGUGAGCAUGCUGGGUGACCCCAAAUCACCGAGACCCCUACUGCAAUAACCCUUGGAGCACGCCCGGCUGCGUGAGUGUGCUGGAUGACCCAACAUCACCGAGAGCUCGCAGCUUCCUGCCCUGUCUGGCAGCGUCUCUCAGGCGCCACCAGACCCUCCCCAGGACAAGCCCCAGCGAGGAGUUAGGAGGGGAGGCCCCCAUGGGACCCGGGCUUCUAGGGGGUUACCCUGGGAGCCUAUCUUCAGCCCUCCCUAUUCCCCGAAUGGCAGUGGUCUGCAGUCUAGGGAGGGCGCCGGGAACGGAGCAGGGCAGGGGUGUGGGAAGAAACACACGGAGCUCGCGGUCCACUUCAGGAGAGGCUGACGCACAGGCUUAGUGAGUGUGUGUGUGUCCUUACACCGCAGCACUGAGGCUCCAGCAGUCAGGCAGGUCAGAUGAGGGGGGUCGGGGCAAAGAGGGGUGGCUUCCUGGUGAGCAGAAGAGCGCCAGCAGAGGCCCUUAGCUCCAGAUGAGCCGGAGGGAAAGCUGUUGUGACGAGGGUAACAGGUGUGAGGGGAGCUCACCAGCCACGUGGCAGUCUCCAGGGAGUACGAGACUUCUCGGAGGGCUUGCAGGAAUGAAGCAUAGAGCUAACCCUGCAGAACCAAAGAAGAGCCGUGGCAGUUCCCUGAGCCCAGGGCUGUCGUCAUCAAGCUGCGUUUGGGAAGGGCAGCCUGGCACCCCUGCGCUCUGUGCUGACAGAGAACAGAGUCCCGGGGCUGGCCUGAAGCGAGGCCGCUGCUGGGGGUGUUUGGAACAUCUUGGGUGUGAGGGCACAACAGGACAUCCUGGAGGAAAUUCCCCACGUCCUGUUGGGGAGCUCAUGGGAAGAGGGCUUUUUGGGCUGGGGGGCAGGCCUCGUUCAUUCAUUCCACAAACAUUUAUGGUGUCCGCUCUGCCGGGCCCUGUGUGCCUAUGGGGUAUGAACGGCCCUGAGUCCCUGCCACGAGGAGGUCACAGUCUAGAAGGGAGAUGGGUUGUUGGUGCUAUUUGGGGCAGGGGCCUCAGUGCAGUCGUAUGCAGGGGUGUGGUGAGGGCAAGAACAGGUGAUCGAGGAGGCUUCCCAUGGACUUCCCUCAAGGUCCGGUGUCUAAGACUCCAAGUUUCCAGUGCCUCCACUGCAGGGGGCACAGGUUCAAUCCCUCUUCAGGGAA